This is a messenger RNA of Closterium sp. Naga37s-1, 873 nucleotides long. Lineage: Eukaryota; Viridiplantae; Streptophyta; Zygnematophyceae; Desmidiales; Closteriaceae. The record is from the annotation of a GenBank genome assembly.
AUGCCGCACCGCACACCAUUCAUCCUUUUCCUUCCCCUUGGCGUGUGCUCCCCCCCUUCCCCAACCCUUCCUUCCCUCUCAACUCUGAGCUCCAAGCAGGGGUGGUGGAGGGAGAGCGUGGCAUGGCGACCAGCUGGGUGGUGUAGCACACGUGUUGCGGGCGUGUAUGGUGCACACCCACCCACCAUUCAUCCUUUUCCUUCCUCUCCCUGUGCACACCCUUCCUCCCUUCCUCUCAAUGCCGGCCUGCCAACAGGGGUGGUGGAGGGAGAGUGUGGCAACCAGCUGGGUGGUGGAGGACACGUGUUGUGGGCGCGUAUGGCGCACACCCACCCACCAUUCAUCCUUUUCCUUCCUCUCCCUGUGCGCACCCUUCCUCCCUUCCUCUCAAUGCCGGCCUGCCAACAGGGGUGGUGGAGGGAGAGUGUGGCAACCAGCUGGGUGGUGGAGGACACGUGUUGUGGGCGCGUAUGGCGCACACCCACCCACCAUUCAUCCUUUUCCUUGCCCUCCCUGUGCACACCCUUCCUCCCUUCCUCCUUUCCUCUCUUCCUCCCUCCCUCUCAACACCACGCUGCCAACAGGGGUGGUGGAGGGAGAGUGUGGCAACGAGCUGGGUGGUGGAGUACACGUGUCGCAUCUCCUCCUGCCUGCCUCAUCACACCACAUGUGAUGCCACAACACACCUCCCACAUGCCGUCCCUCUUACACCCCUUGCCUCCUCCACGCGCCUCUUUGCCCCCUCUGAGCUCCUCUCUGCCUUCUGGUGCGUCCCACCCACACACCAUGUCAUGCCAUGUCAUGCAUCUCCCACGUGCAAGUCACCUGCUUGUUGCUACCCUGCACUAUGUGGCUGCUGCUGCUGGUCGCUAA